Ornithodoros turicata is the source of this 935-nucleotide messenger RNA. Its product is annotated as isoamyl acetate-hydrolyzing esterase 1 homolog. The coding region runs from base 109 to 891 and encodes 260 amino acids. The record is from RefSeq and is a predicted model, not a curated record. NCBI's taxonomy places the organism in Eukaryota, Metazoa, Arthropoda, Arachnida, Ixodida, Argasidae. The transcript has 6 exons.
UCACAUAAGGUAUUGCCGUAGUGUGGUCUCUGUUCGUGCUAUACGUACCACUUCACAGGAAGACUUUCGAGAAAGCCGUCCUGUGUCUGUGUUACCACUCCUUCAGCCAUGAAGUUCUCCGGCCAGGUAGUCUGUGUCUGUGCCAUCUUGGCCAUCAACGCAGCAGCGCUAAACGCCAGUGAGAAGCUGAAUUGGCCACGCAUAUAUCUUUUCGGCGACUCCAUCACGCAGAUUUCAUUUUCUGAGCAAGGAGGCUGGGCAACGCUUCUGGCAGAUAAGUUUCAAAGAAAAUGCGACGUCGUAGCACGUGGUUUCUCCGGCUACACUACGCGUAUGAGCAAAUAUGCCCUGCCCAGAGUGUUCGAUAGGAACGACGCCACAUCCACGGUAGCCUUCGUCAUCUGGCUGGGAGCAAAUGACGCUGCUCCAGAUCACGCGGGACGCCAACUUGUACCACUCGGCGAGUACGUGGACAACCUGGAUGGUAUGCUGAGCUACCUGCAGGAGUGUGGCAUCAAGCGUGAAAGCAUCAUACUGAUAACACCUCCAGCCUUUGAUGAAGUGAAACAUCAAAUAAGUCACCGGGGCAGCAGACGACGAUCCAAACUGGCGGAGCAGUAUGCCGAGGCCUGUGCUUCCUUGGGUACAAGGAGGAAUGUAACAGUUGUUGACAUUCACAGCGAAAUGCUCAAACACGAGGACUGGCGGGACAUGUUGUCGGAUGGGCUACACCUCGCCAAGCCCGGCUCUCAACUGGUAGCUUCGCUUCUGCUGCCCAAGCUGCAAGAACUCACCUCGGACAUCCCAAUGUUCCUGCCAGAGAGCAAACACCUGUAUGUUCCAAACCCAGAAAGUCUGUUGCUGGGCUGGAGCGCCAAUAAAAAAGAAUAGUGGAAGAAUAAUAUGCGGCCACUUCGAGGGGAUUUGACUUUGCA